AUGGCAGUCAAUCAGAUUCUUUCAAGUCAUAUGGGCUCUCCGGCUUCUAGUUUCCAUUUGUCGACUAACAAGAACGUGGCUGUAGACACUUUAGGUCAUACCAAUGCUGGAAAUAACGAUACCAGUCUCUCCACUAUGGGUAGAAACACAAAUACUGACGUCUGUAAUGGCAACAGUCAUGGCAAUGGUGAUGGAGCUGUGCAUGAGAAUAAACGUCUUGAAAUCAGCCAUUUUGUUAGCCAGUUUCAAAAAAUAUUGGGCGAUAUGUGGGAUUCUUAUCAAAUUGCCGUAUCCCUAUUUAUUGUCGGAAAAUUGUCUAGGACAGAAUUGAUGCAACAGAUUGGUCCUAUUCUAAAUCAAAAACAUACAAAACAUAUGCAUAACAAACUGCUACUUUCAAUGCUCGCCAAUUGUUAUAAAAAGGAACCACUACAUGGAGUAACAUCUAGUGUUUUCGGUACUUCCAAGAAAAGAAUUAGCAAAAACAAAUCCUCCCAAUAUGAGAAACUUAAGAGGGAUGUCUUAUCUCUCCCAAUUCGUGAAAGGGUUCGUAUCAAGGGAAUAACAAAGGAAUCCGGUAAGAAAGGAUUGAUACAAAAUACAAUGAUUCAAACCAGGCAGGCCCUUGUUCCUAAGGUCCCUAUUGUUACUAACCAUUCUUCGAAUAACAACACAAAUGGAUCGACAAUAACAUCUUCCAUUAGUAAUGCUUCCAAGGUGAAUACUUUAGAGAUGACCCUAAUAUCAGUAAAGGACAUCCUUGAAAUGAUUGGUGAACCAUUAUCAACUGAAACCUACGAGUUACCAGAAAGAAAAAAAAUGAGAGAUUUCAUGCUGGGCCUGGUUAGGGAAAAUGGUCUACUGGGUGGCGUUUCCAUGAAGGCAGUAGAUGUAUUAUAUUUGGGAUUGACAUAUCAUCUGAAGUCAAUAAUAACGGAUAUAUUGGACAAUGUCCGGGUGAAAAAUUACGGUGAUAUAGAUCCAGUAGAAGACAAGAUUCCUCGAAAUAGUAUCACCAUCACUGCAGAAGAUUUUUUCGAUUACAUAAACCUAUCACCUAGUACUAUCAAACCUUAUGGUACUAUUGAUAGGCUCAUAAAUACUAAAUUGUUAAAUGACGAUGAUUAUGAACUUAUAUAUAAUGAAGUUGUUGGUUCAACUGGUGGAACAAAUGAUUUUGAUGGCAUGCACAACAAAUCAAGAAAUGAAGACCCUGGUACGGGUAAAGAAGAAUCAGAAGGCGAUCUUUGGGAAGAAAUCGAAAAAGUUAUUGCGGAUCAUGGGCUUAAUGGGCAACCCACUUAUGUAAUUCCUGAAAAAUAUACCAAUGUUUCAUGCAUGCUUAAGUCGCAUAAAAUUAUACAACGAGAGAAAACACCACAUAAGGAUGAUACAGCUCCAAAGGUUAAUUUGUCAUUGAAAGAUAAGGAUAUUGGCACACCAGAUGAGUUGAACUGGGUUAUUAACGACCUUCUCUCUGAAGACUGCUAA
This is a messenger RNA of Pichia kudriavzevii, 1491 nucleotides long. RefSeq lists its product as uncharacterized. The transcript has a single exon. Bases 1 to 1491 code for a protein of 496 amino acids. Gene Ontology annotation, biological process: regulation of transcription by RNA polymerase II. Lineage: Eukaryota; Fungi; Ascomycota; Pichiomycetes; Pichiales; Pichiaceae. Gene Ontology annotation, cellular component: SAGA complex. Gene Ontology annotation, molecular function: transcription coactivator activity. The record is from RefSeq and is a predicted model, not a curated record.